UAAGUAUAUUAGGUUGGCGAAAAGCUCAGGAUAAUUCAGUCGAGUUUUAAACUUACUCAAGUGUUGACACUGAGUAUCCACAAUACGAGUUGUGUUUGCUCGUACUCACCCGUAGUAGUAUUCGUCAAGGGUCAUAGAAAAUAUGACUUAAUUAAGGUUUAAAACGUGAAAGACUACCCCCAAGAAACUACAAACAAAAAAAUAAAACUUACUAAGUGAACUUCAAAAACAUCAAGAAGAGACUCUAAUUUUUUUUUCAUUGAGUAAACUUAAGUUUAAGAUACUUGCUUAUUUUUUUCUUCAAGUUUGUGCUAAGUUCAGUUUACAAAUAAAAGAGAGAUAUCAUCUUAAAUUCUACGAAAAAAAUUCAAAAAUAAAUAAAGUUAAAAAAAAGGACUCAGUAAAAAACGAGCAGACUGUGUUUGAAGACAAUUAGUAUCUUCCAUUCGCAAAGUCUAUAUCUUUUUGCAUCGUUUAAGAAUAUAAAAAAAAUGUCAAUUGCAAUGUGGUACUUUUUGUCCUUCGGGGUCCUGUUAGUGAUGUUACCACUCAAUGUGGCUGGAAUUGAUUUGAGCCGUUUGUACGGCCACAUGGGGCAACCAGUUCAAAAACGAAGUGACGCAUGCCAUCCGUACGAGCCGUUCAAAUGUCCUGGCGAUGGCAAUUGCAUUUCAAUACAGUAUUUAUGUGAUGGCGCCCCUGAUUGCUCGGAUGGGUACGACGAGGAUAUGCGACUCUGUACAGCAGCAAAACGGCCACCUGUUGAGGAAACAGCAUCGUUCUUGCAGAGCUUAAUAGCAUCUCAUGGUCCUAAUUACUUGGAAAAGUUAUUCGGAAGCAAGGCUCGAGAUGCACUUUCGCCGCUUGGAGGAGUUGAAAAGGUUGCUAUUGCAUUAAGUGAAUCGCAGACUAUUGAGGACUUUGGUGCUGCCUUACAUCUUAUGAGAUCUGAUUUAGAACAUCUGCGAUCUGUAUUUAUGGCUGUCGAAAACGGUGAUUUAGGAAUGUUAAAAUCUCUCGGCAUAAAAGAUUCCGAACUGGGCGAUGUGAAGUUCUUCCUCGAAAAGCUUGUCAACACCGGUUUCUUAGACUGAGUAGCACCAGAUCCAGCUUCUGGAUUUUAUUAUGCAUAUUCCCAACCCAUUAACCCAAGUUUUUAUUCAUAUCUUGGCUCUCCAUACAUGGAUGGCUAUAAUUAUUAACUUUAUCUCAAACAUAAUAAUAUCAACGAAGUUCUCAAUUUAUUUAAUUAUAAUUUAGUUUUUUCUCUUUCACGUUCAUUAUUUUAUUAUAUUAUUAUUAUUUUGUUGUUAGUUUAGAAAAAAAAAACAAAAACUAUAAAAAUACAUAAUAAAACAUAUUUAAAAAAAAAAUAACUAUCUGCUCUCUACUAUUUAUUGCAACAUAAUAAAAUGACAAAAUAUAUAUAUUUUCUUGUAUUAAACAAAAAUAUGUAUAAAUAAGUAUGUGGAAGCAGGAUCGGUUAAAACAAUGAAUAAAAAAAAAGACAAAAAAAAAAUGUUGAAACUUAAAAUAUAUCCGUAACAUAAGAAAGUAUUCAUCUUUAUUUUGUUCGUAUUUAAGCCAAACACUAAUUGAAAAAUAAUAGACAUCUAUAACAACUAUAUUAAAAAUAUAUCUUUAAGGCUCUCCAAAUGUUUUAUUGGCAAAAACAAAGUAAAAUAUAACUAAUCAUACACAUAUCUUAUGAAUGAAACAUGGUUUAAUCUUUACAGAAAAUAUAGUAUCAAUAUAAACUAUUUACCUAUAUAAUGUGUACCUAUUUAUAAAUGUAGCUUUCUAAAUCCAUAUUAUUACAUCUACUUUGAUAAAUCGAAAUAAUUAUCAAUAACGAUUAAAAGAAACGUAAUGUUAGAAACAGAUCAAUCUGCAUUAUGCUUGUCAGAACGAGGAGUAAUUUUUUUGUUUUAUAAUUUCAAUUAAAUCCUUGAUUCGUUCUGAUAUAAUAAAUUCAAAAAGCCACACUACAAAUUUUAGUCUUAUAAAAGAAGAUCAAUCUGAUCUCUUUUCGUAGACAUUUUCCGAUCCCUUGGAAAGCAAAAUUGGACCGCAUCACAUUAAUUUUGUUUACAUUCAAAUAAUUUUUCAGUUUUCCAGCUAAAAAGCUGUUGGUAAAUGUUGUGAUAUGUGUACUUUAAAACAAAAACAUACACAAAAAUAUUUAAAUAAAAAAAAAAGCAUAAUGUAAUUAAUAGUAGAAAUGAAAUAAAUGAUAAAAUAUAUUUUAGUAUUCGCAGGGAUGCACAGAAAUCAUCAACAUUUUUGUAGAGAUCGCGCAUUAUAGAUUAGUAUAUAUUAGAUUCCUCACAUCUAAAAGGGACAAUGAUUGGCACAUCAUAAGAAAAUUGAUUGUGUGUUUUUUUUUCAACAGUUUAUUCCUACAUUAUUAAUUGUUGAUAAAUAUGUAAACUUUUAUAAAUGCUUAUAGAUGUCUCGAAUAAAAAAAUUGUUAUUUUCUUUUUUUCUUUUAAUAUAGAUCUUAAUCUCACAAUCUUACAAAGUUAAGAAACAAAAUUAUUUGACAAUUAGAUUAAGACCCAAACAAACACGAAACAAAAACAAAAAAUAAUGGAGUUAAGUACCUUAAAUUAGAUUGUAGACCUACUAAGAUAAAAACAAAAUAUCUCAUAGAAAGAAUAUAAGAAGUCAAUUUUUCAUUGUUUCAUCACAUAACUUCAUAUUAAAAAUGGCCAUUUUAUUUCAACAAAACACACUUUUGGUAUAGUCACUCAUUGCCCCGCAAAUUAAUGACUUAAGAUCUUACCAAUAAUGCGGCCAUUUACAAAAUUAGCUACUUAUUUGUAGCAAUUUGUUUUAGGUUUUCAUUAAAAUUUUAAUUAAAAAAAAAAUUAAAUAAAAAAUAUAUUAAGGGCAAACUACUUAUUAUUAUGUACCAACGUGAGCGAAGCAGCAAAAUUAAAUUAAAAAGGAGUUUCAUAUCACAUACAUGUCAAAAAACAUAUAAAAUACAUAUCAAGAAUACAUAUCUUAUUAAACGUAAAUUAUACAAUAUACACAAUAUUAUAUAUUUAAACAAAACAAAAAAAAAAGAUAUACUUUAAGAAAAGAAAAAAAAAAUUUAACUAUUAAUGGUGGGAAUUUUUUUCAUAUAUAUGUAUGUAUUCCACAUGUAGUUAUAACAACAAUACGUUUCUUCAAAAUACAUAGUACAACGUGCGAUGACAUAGAACUAUUACAACUAAAUAACAAAAAUCACAACACAUAUCAAAAAUUUGCCAAUAAAUGACAGCAAAAUUAUAACAAAAAAAAUAAUCUUUUUUGGAUCUUGGUGAAAAGUUAAAAAAAAUGUUUGUUUAUAAAAAAAACUCUGACCCAAUAACAAUCAAUAAUCUUACAUCUUUAUUUGAUUGAUAAACAAAAAAUUUAAAUUAACUAUUCACUGACAUUCAAAAUUAACGCUUUUUUUAGAAUCUAUAGAUGUCAACUACAAGUUAACGCACCAAAACUACAACUACUGUAAUAAUAAUGCACAUGUUACAUGGAAAUCAAUAAAACCAAUAAAAACAAAUAAAAAAAAAAAAAAAACACAUUAAAAAUAUUCAAUAUAAUU
Episyrphus balteatus (marmalade hoverfly) is the source of this 3592-nucleotide messenger RNA. RefSeq names its product IDLSRF-like peptide. The record is from RefSeq and is a predicted model, not a curated record. The transcript is spliced from 5 exons. Bases 492 to 1094 code for a protein of 200 amino acids. Lineage: Eukaryota; Metazoa; Arthropoda; Insecta; Diptera; Syrphidae. Gene Ontology annotation, molecular function: protein binding.